Molecule: messenger RNA, 537 nt
Organism: Triticum turgidum subsp. durum (durum wheat)
Lineage: Eukaryota; Viridiplantae; Streptophyta; Magnoliopsida; Poales; Poaceae
Source: the annotation of a GenBank genome assembly
AUGGCAGGCUUCGACGGCGUCGAGAUCCUCGGCGCCAACGGCUACUUCGUCGACGGCGAUGGCAUGGAGAACCGGUGCCGGUUCGCGCUGGAUGUGGUCGACGCUGUGGUGCGGGAGAUCGGCGGCCAACGCGUGGGCGUGCGGCUGGACCAGUUCAGCGCCGAGCCCGACGAGCACGCGCUGGCGCUCGACGUCGUGAGCCGGCUCAACGACCACGGCGUGCUCUACUGCCACAUGAUCGAGCCGAGGGUGGACGGACGGCGGCGCGUGUCCCGGCGGCUGCUGCCGUUCAGGGAGGCGUUCGGCGGCACGUUCAUCGCCAGCGGCGGGUACGGGCGGGAGGAGGGCGACGCUGCCGUCGGCGAGGGGUACACCGACCUGGUGGCGUACGAGCGACUGUUCCUGGCGAACCCGGACCUGCCGAGGAGGUUCGAGCUCGGCGCGCCGCUCAACGACUGCGUCAGCGCCACCUUCCACGGCGCCGGCGCCGCAGCCGACCCCGCCGUCGGGUACACCGACUACCCGUUUCUCGACUGA